Molecule: messenger RNA, 1736 nt
Organism: Oryza sativa Japonica Group (Japanese rice)
Lineage: Eukaryota; Viridiplantae; Streptophyta; Magnoliopsida; Poales; Poaceae
Product: protein TEEBE
Source: RefSeq, a predicted model, not a curated record
GCCCUAGAGUGAACGGUUUUCACUAUUAGUAAUCCUUCUUAGUUUUGUUUUUGUUUCUCACAGUGCAGUCAUCAAGCCUGCAAAAAGUCCCAACUAAAUAUUGAUUCACGAUUUAUUUAGAGAUUAAUUAUAUCUAUCCAAUGAGUCUCUGAUGUGUAAUUCCGACAGCGUGGGAGGUUCUGUAUGCAAUUUCCCACUCCUUUUGGUAAUAAAGGAGGAAAAAAAAUAGAAGGCUGCUUGCUUCCUUGUAACUCUCAGCGUCAGCGAGAAGCAGCCAAAGUGAAAGCGAAAGAGAGCUGAACUCAGUGGAGGCUGGAGAGUGAGCUUACCAAUGGAGCUUCCUCGGGGUGCCCUGCUGCUGGUGCUGCUCGCCGUCGCCGCCGCCGCCUCCUCCGCCGGUGCCACACUCGCCGUCAAAGCUCCAGUUCCAGUUCCAGUUCCAGCUCCUGCCCCUGCCCAUGCACCUCCUCAACCUAAAGAUGCUGAAGGCCUCCUCAUCAAUGGCAACUUCGAGACGGCGCCGAGGAAGGUGAACAAGACACUCAUCGUCGGCCGCCACUCGCUGCCGGGGUGGACGCUGCGGGGGCACGUCGAGUACGUCUCCGGCGGGCCGCAGCCCGGCGGCAUGUUCUUCGCGGUGCCGCACGGCGUGCACGCUCUCCGCCUGGGCGGCCGCGCGUCGGCGUCCCAGAACGUGUCCGUGCGCCCCGGCGCGCUCUACGCGCUCACCUUCGCCGCCACGCGCACGUGCGCCCAGGACGAGGCGCUCCGCGUCGCCGUCGCGCCGUCGCUCUCGCCGCCCGCCGACGUCGCCGUCCGCACGCUCUACAGCGCCGACACCGCCGACACCUGGGCGUGGGGCUUCCGCGCCUCCUCCGCCGCCGCGCAGGUCACCUUCUCCAACCCCGGCGUCCAGGAGGACGCGUCGUGCGGCCCCCUGCUCGACGCCGUCGCCAUCAAGGAGCUCCCAACGCCAUACCCAACCAAAGACAACCUGAUCAAGAACGAGGGAUUCGAGAUCGGGCCGCAGGUGUUCAAGAACUCGACGGUGGGCGUCCUCCUUCCGCCGAAGCAGAAGGACGCGACGUCGCCGCUCCCGGGCUGGAUCAUCGAGUCGCUCAAGGCCGUCCGCUUCAUCGACGCGGCGCACUUCUCCGUCCCGGCGGGGCAGUACGCCGUGGAGCUCGUCGCCGGCAGGGAGAGCGCCAUCGCGCAGGUGAUCCGCACGGUGGCGAACCGCGCCUACAACCUAUCGUUCGUCGUCGGCGACGCCAAGAACGGCUGCCACGGGUCGAUGCUGGUGGAGGCGUUCGCCGGGAACGUGACGCAGAAGGUGCCGUUCGAGUCCGUCGGAAACGGCGGGUUCAAGCCGGCGAGCUUCCGGUUCGUCGCCGCCGGCGUGCGCACCAGGGUGACCUUCUACAGCUCGUACUACCACACCAAGGUGAGCGACGGCGUCUCGCUGUGCGGCCCCGUGCUGGAUCAGGUCAAGGUCCAGCCAUUGAAGGCGUGAUGAUCCCCCUACGAUUCAGAGCUCUCCUUUCGGAUCAUGGUUUGCUAAUUGCUCUACUUAGACGUCGUGUCUGUAAAACUCUGCAUUGGUGAUUUGGGUUUUGGACAUUGAACUUUCGUGUGAUCUAGCUAAACAUUGUGUCAUGGUUAUUGUUGCCUGUAAUGUCGCUAUCGAUCGUUGAUGAUGUUAUCAACCGGAUUGGCCACCAUUACAGUUGGUUUCA